Saccoglossus kowalevskii is the source of this 849-nucleotide messenger RNA. Its product is annotated as transmembrane protein 268-like. The record is from RefSeq and is a predicted model, not a curated record. Gene Ontology annotation, biological process: signal transduction. Lineage: Eukaryota; Metazoa; Hemichordata; Enteropneusta; Harrimaniidae.
UAGCAAUGUUGGUAGUGAGCACAUGACCAUCCUACUAUACAUUGACGAAACGUACACAUUGACUUGAAGAGUUGUAAUUAUAAUCUUUUAGCCGGUUCGGGUUUGUCGUUACAUCGACCGAGCGCCACAUAUGUUAUUGUGGACAUGGAAGAGGACGACGACGUGUUCAGUCUCCAAGUGGAGUCAACCGACUUGCCAAGUGAACCACUAGAGGAUUAUGAUGCUGAAAGCCCAGUGUUGGACUGGGAGCUUCAAGACACACACACUGAACAUUUCUUUGUACAAACUGAAGAGGAGCAUCAUGUGGAGAGUGAUUCCACUGAAGGAGGGAUAGAAAUCUCUCCUGUUGUGUCAACUACACCAGACAGUAUCUGUAGCAUGGCUCCUCCACUGGUUGGCAAGGAAACCAGCCAUGUAUUCUUUUGUUACAGUCCAUCUGAUAAUGAGUGGGUGGCAAAUGUUGUCAGAAAAUUGGAAUCUCCGGCGUAUGGUUUUAAAUGCUAUAACCAUGAACUGGUAUGUGAACCAGAGAAAUCAAAAGCUGACUUAAUACUGAGUUGCACCUGUUGUUGUAAGAAAGUGGUUGUGGUGCUUUCAUCAGCGUUUUUAGAGAGUGCAUGGUGUCAACUUGAUAAUGCUUAUGUUAUACAGCAGCUCAUCAAAGAUACCAACAAGAUAAUUGUAGUGGCACUAAAUGACUGCAAUGCUCCACAUUAUCUUCAACAUUUCGUUCCAGUUAAUGCCAUGUCUAAAAGUUUCUGGCCACGAUUUAUUGCUUCUCUCAAGCAAGAAAUAUUUGUUGACGUGGUAAACAGCUUUAGUAAUGAACACGCUGAACAAAAAUCUUGA